AUGAGAUACGUACAUACCAUAGGGGUACUGUUAUUGUUAUGGUUUUAUACAGUGGUUGCUAAAGAUGAUCAAUUUAUACCAAAAGUGACAAAGACAAAGAAUAAACAUAUGCAAUGGUUUGCUAUAUUUGAUGAUUCAACUACAGUACUUAGAACAAAUGACGAUAAACUACAAAUUUCUCAGGAUAAUGGUGAAAAUUGGUCAGAUAUUAAAGGCAUUAAUGAUAAAAUUAAUUUUUUCAGUAUUGAUGAAAAUUUUGCUAAAUUUAGAGCUUUUGCUUAUCCAAAGAAUAAAAAUUACUUUUAUAUCACUAUUGAUAAAGGUUUAAAUUGGAAAAAAUAUGAUUAUAAUAUACCAAAUACAUUUUAUGAUAAAAAACAUACUCCAUCAUGUUUUGUAAUUUCACAUGCAAUUGAACAAGAUGAAUUUUUUUUAACUUGUUCAGUAUGUAAAGAUGUAAAAAAAGAUAAAAAAGAUGAAGAUAAGAAAAAAAAUGAAGAUGAAGAUAAAGAUGAUAAUCCAAUGAAUCGUAUUCUUGAUAAUUUUGAUGAUUUUUUUUCCCGCCCAGACACUAUUUGUGAAGAUAUUAUUUUAAAAUCAAAUAAUGGUGGGAAAUCUUUUGACCUCUUUCAACCACCAUUUAAAGUUGAUGAAGGAGAGAGAAAACUUUCUUUUCAUACUGGAUCACUUUGUCAAUAUGCAAAAAUUAGUGAAAAAUCUACUGUUCAAGUUGAUGAAACUAGCUUAAUUUGUAAUUUUGAAAAAAUUCAAAGAUCUUCAAAAAAUAAUGGGGAAAUUAAAAUGAUUUCACAAUUAUUUACAAUUAUUGGUAAUAAUGUUAAGAAACUGGAUAUUUUUGAAGAUAUGACUGUGAAUUCUGUACAAGUAUUAAAUUCACAUAUAGUUGUUAUUACACAAGAGGAUAAAUUUAAUGAUUAUUCAAAUAAAAAAGUAUGGGUUUCAAAUGAUUUGAAAACCUUCGAUGAAGCUUAUAUUCCAACUGAUUUAACUUUUAACGAAAUGUCAUUUUCACUGUAUGAAGAUUCUCUUGGAAGAAUUGUUAUUCCAAUUGCUAAAUCUGAUAUUGAAGAACUUGGAGAGAAAGAAGACCCUUAUGGUAAUAAAUAUAAACAAACACGUAGAAACUUCAAAUAUAAUGAUGUUCUGGUAUCUGAUUCUACUGGUUUAAAGUUUUCUGAUUAUGAUUGGAUUGAUAGAUCUGUUGAUGGUCAUACUUCCGUUGAACUAAUUGAUUAUUUAAAGGGGACGAUUAUUAAUAGUGUUUUUGCUAUGAGAUACAGAUUCCAAGAUCAUGACCAAGAUAAUACAAAGCAAUUUGUUUCCUCUACAAAGAUUUCUUUUGAUAAUGGUGUCAGUUGGGACUAUUUAAAAAUUGUUGAUCCAGAAAAUAAAGAUAAAUAUAACUGUAACAUUGAUGAUCCUGAGAGUUGCUCCAUUUUAUCAAUAAAUCAUUUUAAUAACUACCGUACACCUUCUGCAGGUAUUUUAGUGAUGUCUGGUGUAUUGUGUGAUGGUUAUGCGUAUAACUUUGAUGAUGCAAAGACAUUUGUCUCCAGAGAUGGUGGUAAGACGUGGAAAAAAGCAUUGGAUUUCCCAACAAUUUCAACUGUAGGUGACGCCGGUAAUAUUAUUGUGGCUGUUCCGCAUGAUUCAAAGAGUGACGGUGACACUGAGUCAGAAGUGUAUUAUUCCUUAGAUCAAGGUGAAACUUGGAAUGAAUAUCAAUUCGAAGAACCUUUCUAUCCUGCUUUAUUAAUCAACACUACACCAGAUGGUUCAGGAUCAAAUUUCAUCCUUGAAGCAUUUGGCAGUGGAAAUGUUAUAGAUGGUAGACAUGAACAACAAACUUUCUUCUAUACUCUUGACUUUUCAGAUGCCUUUGAUGGUAAAAAAUGUGAUAAAAAUGAUUUUGAAACGUUUUAUUUGAAUAGUGGUGAUUGUGUUAAUGGUGCCAAAUAUAGUUACAGAAGAAGAAAAUAUGAUUCCAAAUGUUUGGUAAAAGAAGUAUUUACUGAUUUGGAACUAGAUGAAGAAAUAUGUACAGAAUGUACCGAUGCGGAUUAUGAAUGUUCAUUUGAAUUUACUAAAGAUCACGAAGGACAUUGUGUACCUGAUUUUAAAUUGUUAGAAUUUUCAGGAAUUUGUGCUAAUAAAAAGGAAAAGAACAUGUCAUUGAAACCAAGACGUAAGAUUGUUGGAAAUAAAUGUAAGAAGGAAUUAGAUAUAAAUCCAAUGAGUGUAACUUGUGGUAUUCUGGCAGAUCCAGGUAGAAGUUCUGAUAAGAUAACUGUUACUGAAAAUGUUAUUGAUGGUCAACCAAGAUUUUAUGAAUAUUUUGAUACAGAUCAGGAUGAAUCCUUAAUUAUUGGAACCACUAAAUAUGAAUUUUUCAUUUCACAUGAUGGUGGUAAAACAAUUAAAAAAAUUGAUACUAAUAAUGAAAGAAUUAUUGAAAUCGUAUAUAAUCCUUAUUCGAAUUCCUCGGCUUAUUUGUUUAGUUCAACUGGAUCAAUUUUCAUUACUCAUGAUAGAGGUUAUACAUUUUUCAGAAAUGAAUUACCUGAUGCCAUUCAAUUGGGGUUCCCCUUAAAUUUCCAUCCUGAAGAUCCAAAUACUUUCAUUUAUUAUGGUGGUAAAGGUUGUGAAAACAUUUAUAGUAGUAAUUGUAGAGUUAUGUCAUAUAUUACAAGAGAUGGUGGUAAAACGUUUGAAGAACUAUUGGAAGGUGCUGUCCAUUGUGAAUUCACUGGUGAAUUGUUCGAUUAUCCGGCUGACAAAGAUAUGAUGAAUUGUCAAAUAAGAGACCUAAGAAAAAACGCUAAAUCAUUAGUUUCAUCUACAGAUUAUUUCAAGAAUGACAAAAAGACAGUAUUUGAAAAUAUUAUUGGUUAUAUGUCAUCUGGAGGAUUUACUAUUGUUGCCGUUACACAUGAAAAAAAUGAACUAAGAACAUAUGUGACAUUAGAUGGUGAAGAAUAUGCCGAAGCUAAGCUUCCUCAAGAUUUAUCAGAAAUUUCACAAAAGACUUUCACCGUUUUAGGUACAAAUACUGGGUCAAUCUUCUUACAUAUGGGUACCACCGAAGGUCAUGUACAUCCUCACGGUGAUUUAUUAAAAUCUAAUUCCAACGGAACAUCGUUUGUUACUUUACAAAAAAAUGUUAACAGUAAUAUGAAUGGUCAAGUUGAUUUUGAGAAGAUUCAAGGUCUUGAAGGUAUCAUUCUAAUUAAUGUCGUUGAGAAUCCUGAGGACUCUACCAAAGAUGACAUAGAGAAAAAAUUAAAGACAAAAAUCACAUUUAAUGAUGGUGCAGAUUGGUCAUAUAUCACCCCACCUUCUAAAGAUUCUGAAGGUAAGAAAUAUAACUGUAAAGGUGGAUCACUUGAAAAAUGUUCUUUGAAUUUACAUGGCUACACUGAAAGAGAUGAUGCAAGAGAUACUUUCUCAUCCGGAUCUGCUCAUGGUAUGUUAUUCGCAAAGGGUAACGUCGGUGAAUUUUUAGUACCAAUUAGUGAAUCAUCAACCUUUUUGACCACGGAUGGAGGUAUAACUUGGAAGGAAGUAAAGAAAGGUGCUUAUCAAUGGGAAUUUGGUGACCAUGGUGGUAUUUUAGCUUUGGUUCCAGAUACAGAGGAAACAGACGUCAUAUCAUACUCCUUAGACUUUGGUAAGACAUGGAAUGAUUAUAAAUUUAGCAGUGAGAAGGUCGUAGUUAAGGAUAUUGUUACAGUUCCUCAAGAUUCUGCAUUAAGAUUCCUCCUUGUAGGACAAAGUUCAAACGUCCAAGGUGCUUCUACAAAAACAUAUGCAAUUGAUUUUAGUGGUAGUUUCCAAAAACAAUGUGAUUUUGAAAUUAAUAAUAAUAAGAAUGAUGAUUUUGCGUUUAUUUCAAUUGGCUCUUCCCAAGAUAAAUGUCUCUUUGGUCACAAGGAAGAGUACCUGAAAAAGGUAAAUACUGACUGUUUUGUUGGUAACAUCCCAUUAUCUAGAUUCUCUAAGAUUGUUAAGAACUGUACAUGUACUAGAAGUGACUUUGAAUGUGAUUAUAACUUUAUCAAAGCAAAGGACGGCACUUGUAAACUUGUCGAAGGUCUCUCCACGGCACCUGCCUCAGAUAUUUGUACGAAAAACCCAGAUUUGAUAGAAUUUUCAGAUUUAACUGGUUACAGAAAGAUUCCAUUAUCUACUUGUCAAGGUGGCUUAAAACUGGAUGUUGCGUCAGAUACCUACCCUUGUCCAGGUAAAGAAGCCGAGUUUAAUAAGAAAUAUGGUAUUAGCGGUAGGUCAUUCUUCCUAAUCUUCUUUAUUCCAUUUGUUCUUUUGAGUGCAUUGCUAUGGUUCAUAUAUGAUCGUGGUAUUAGGAGAAAUGGUGGUUUCUCUAGAUUCGGUGAAAUCAGAUUAGGUGAUGAGAAUCAACUAAUCGAAAACAAUGAAACUGAUAGAAUUGUUAACUCUACUGUAAGAUUUGGUUUGGUUGUGUUCUCUGGAAUCCAUACCGGUUUUGAAAUGGUUAAACGUAGUAUAAGAGGGGUAUCUGAACGAUUUAGGGGAAGAAUGUCAUCAAGAGGUCCAACAUAUUCAUCAUUAAUGAAUGAUCAAUUUUUGGACGAAGCAGACGACUUAUUGGCUGGCCAUGAUGAAGAUGCUAAUGAUUUAUCUAGCUUCAUGGACCAUGACACGAACUUCGAUAUCGACGAAGAAUCUAAUGUGGCAUCCGAUGUAGCCAAUAAUGAUAAUGAUAAUGGUCAUGUUCAACCAUACAGCGAUAACCUAGAAACGGAUAAUACAUCGCAGCAACAAUACACCGAUGAUGCUAUCUCUGAUGAUGUUCCUGCACCAUUAGUUGAACCUACCACAGAGGAUGCUGAAGUCACAAACGAAUUAUCUCAGAGUGAUAGGGAGUAG
Messenger RNA from Maudiozyma saulgeensis, 4926 nucleotides. The record is from the annotation of a GenBank genome assembly. NCBI's taxonomy places the organism in Eukaryota, Fungi, Ascomycota, Saccharomycetes, Saccharomycetales, Saccharomycetaceae.